Molecule: messenger RNA, 1332 nt
Organism: Chaetura pelagica (chimney swift)
Lineage: Eukaryota; Metazoa; Chordata; Aves; Apodiformes; Apodidae
Product: gap junction alpha-3 protein-like
Exons: 2
Coding region: 1-1332 (443 amino acids)
Biological process (GO): cell communication
Cellular component (GO): connexin complex
Source: RefSeq, a predicted model, not a curated record
AUGGGGGACUGGAGCCUGCUGGGGUGGCUGCUGGAGAGUGCCCAGGAGCACUCCACAGUGGUGGGGAAGGUCUGGCUCACCGUCCUCUGCGUCUUCCGCAUCCUGGUGCUGGGGGCGGCUGCCGAGUGGGUCUGGGGCAAUGAGCUGUCUUGUUUCUCCUGUGACACGCAGCAGCCUGGCUGCGAGAUUGCCUGCUAUGACAGCACCUUCCCCAUCUCCCACCUCCAUUUCUGGGUCCUGCAGAUCAUCUUCGUCUUCACCCCCAGCCUCGUGUACCUUGGCCACAUCCUGCACCUGGUGCAUAUGGAGAAGGCGCAGCAGCAAGCGGCGGUACAGGCUGGUGGCUGGGCUGGGAGGCAGCGCCCCAGGCAGCCCCAGGUCCCUGUGGGGGAUGCACAGGGACAGGUCUGCAUGCAGGGAGCUAUCCUGAGGACAUAUGUCUGCAAUGUCAUCUUCAAGGCUCUCUUGGAAGUGAGCUUCAUUGUGGGCCAGUACGCCUUGUAUGGGUUCCAGCUGAAGCCUCUCUACACCUGCAGCUGCUGGCCCUGCCCUAAAACUGUCAACUGCUGGGUCUGGGGCAAUGAGCUGUCUUGUUUCUCCUGUGACACGCAGCAGCCUGGCUGCGAGAUUGCCUGCUAUGACAGCACCUUCCCCAUCUCCCACCUCCAUUUCUGGGUCCUGCAGAUCAUCUUCGUCUUCACCCCCAGCCUCGUGUACCUUGGCCACAUCCUGCACCUGGUGCAUAUGGAGAAGGCGCAGCAGCAAGCGGCGGUACAGGCUGGUGGCUGGGCUGGGAGGCAGCGCCCCAGGCAGCCCCAGGUCCCUGUGGGGGAUGCACAGGGACAGGUCUGCAUGCAGGGAGCUAUCCUGAGGACAUAUGUCUGCAAUGUCAUCUUCAAGGCUCUCUUGGAAGUGAGCUUCAUUGUGGGCCAGUACGCCUUGUAUGGGUUCCAGCUGAAGCCUCUCUACACCUGCAGCUGCUGGCCCUGCCCUAACACUGUCAACUGCUACACCUCCCAGCCCACCGAGAAGACCAUCUUCAUCUUCAUGCUGGGAGUAGCCUGCGUGUCCCUGCUGCUCAACCUGGUGGAGAUCUACCACCUGGGUCUCACUAAAUGCUGGCAGGGGCCAAGGUCCAAGUGUCACAUCCUGCCCAGAGAUGACAGCCCUGCAGGGCUCCCCAGCACCCACCUUACCCUGCCCAGCGGUAGCAGCCCCGUGGCUGCUGGAAGACCCCCCCAAAGCCCGACACCCCUGGGAAAGGCGGGUGCAUGGCUGGGGGGAGCCAGUGGGUCCCAUGGGAAGGCACGAGCAGCAGACCUGGCAGUGUGA